GGCCAUUUGACACCAGACCACGGCAAGCAAGCCGCGAGCAUUGCUGUACACAAAAGUAGGCGUUGUUCCGAUCUCACCUGUCAAUUUCAGGUUCUCCUUAGAAUAAAGGACACCAUGCCCACUGCAGAUGAUGACCUUGUCGCGGGGGAACCCCCAUCCUCGAUCAACCCGUAUGAAGUCUUGGGAGUGGAAGAAAAAGCAACCGCAGACCAGAUCAAAUCUGCCUACAGAAAGCAAGCCCUGAGACACCAUCCAGACAAGGCUUCUCCCGAAUCCAAAGAUGAGGCCAAUAAGAAGUUCCAGGAAAUUGCUUUUGCAUACGCUAUCCUUUCCGAUGAGCGACGGCGAAGACGUUAUGACACGACCGGCAACACGUCCGAAUCCCUGGACCUAGAAGAUGAUGACUUCGAUUGGGUGGAUUUCUACCGCGAACAGUUCUCUAGCAUGGUUGACGGGAAGGCUAUCGAGAAGAUAAAAGCCGAAUACCAGGGUUCCGAAGAGGAGGAGAGAGAUCUACUCGAGGCUUAUGAAACUUACGAGGGAGAUUUAGAUAAAGUGUAUGAGGAGGUCAUGCUGAGUAAUGUAUUGGAUGACGAUGAGCGAUUUCGGAAGAUUAUCAAGAAGGCGAUUCGGAAGGGAGAGGUUACUGAUUGGCCGGCAUUCUCGAAAGAAAGCGCGAAAAAGAGAUCUCAGAGAGUCAAAGCGGCGGAGAAGGAAGCCAGGGAAGCCAUGGAAAUUGCGAAGGAAUUAGGCGUUGAGGACAAGCUCUUCGGGAAGAAAAAGGGCAAGGGUGAUGAUGACGAAAACUCAUUGAUGGCAUUGAUCCAACAGCGCCAAAGAAGCAGAGCAUCAAACUUUCUGGCAGAUCUUGAGGCAAAAUACGUGGCUCCAUCGAAAAGUGGGAAGGGUAAGAAGAGAAGGACGGAGGAAGCUGAACCGCCGGAAGAAGCGUUUCAAAGGAACAGACCUCGGACGACGAAAAAGCAAAAGGCAUAUUAGUUCCGAUGUCGUCAGUCGACAGGCUGCUUUUCGCCGGAGUUUGGUGUGCGUGUCACAAUACCCCAAGUCUAAUCAUGUUGCCUCUUGUUUUUUCUUUCCUCCCUUCUUUCUUUUUUCCUUUUUUCUUUUUUUCUCUUUUUUUUUUUUUCUUUUUCUUUUUCUUUUUACUUUCUGUCUAUCCCACGGUUUGAUAUGAAUGGCGUAUUGAUCGGAAUGCACAGGGUGAGAUGCAGGAAACUCGCAUAUGUAUCCAGGUUGGUUGGGCUGGAGUCUAUGGGGAAUUAUUAGCUACAAUUGACGAGAAGCUCAAUGUACCAGAAACAUUCGUAGUUUAUU
Molecule: messenger RNA, 1335 nt
Organism: Coccidioides immitis RS
Lineage: Eukaryota; Fungi; Ascomycota; Eurotiomycetes; Onygenales; Onygenaceae
Product: DnaJ domain-containing protein
Exons: 2
Coding region: 115-999 (294 amino acids)
Cellular component (GO): cytoplasm; nucleus
Molecular function (GO): heat shock protein binding
Source: RefSeq, a predicted model, not a curated record